CGUGGACCUAAUCAAAUAGAAAAUUAUCUUAUCUUUAAAGACUAAAUAACUCAUUAGCUUUCAGUGUUUUGCGAGGUAUAAUACAAUACACAAUGGUUGUUACAGUGGCGGAUCAACUAACAGAGGAACAAAUCGCUGAAUUCAAAGAAGCAUUCUCACUAUUCGACAAAGAUGGUGAUGGCACCAUCACCACAAAAGAGUUGGGCACUGUGAUGCGAUCACUAGGACAGAACCCCACAGAAGCAGAACUACAAGAUAUGAUAAAUGAAGUUGAUGCUGAUGGCAAUGGAACGAUAGACUUUCCCGAAUUCUUGACGAUGAUGGCGCGGAAGAUGAAGGACACGGACAGCGAGGAGGAGAUCCGCGAAGCUUUCCGCGUCUUCGACAAGGACGGAAACGGGUUCAUCUCGGCGGCCGAGCUGCGCCACGUCAUGACCAACCUCGGCGAGAAGCUCACCGACGAGGAGGUGGACGAGAUGAUCCGCGAGGCCGACAUCGACGGCGACGGACAGGUCAAUUACGAAGAAUUCGUCACCAUGAUGACGUCGAAGUGAGCCGGCGGCUAGUGUGUGUGUAAAAGAAUAAAAAUACACUUUUGUUUCAUGACACACAAUAUUAACAUCGUAUUGGACCUGCAUUUCUCUAGUGUUUGCGAUAAAUUCAAUAUUGUCAUCGUUUCAGUUUAAUGGUAUAAUUGUAUAGCGGCGAGGACUAGACUUAAAGUAUUCCGUUAAUUUAACUAUGGUAAGGAGACGGUCGGUGCGGCGCGUGCGCCCCUUCGAUGUAUUUUUUUAGUGAGCGACGUCCGCCACUCCGCGAGGUGGACCGAAGUCCCCGAGUCCUCGCCUUCCUUCUGUCUCGCGCCGAGAGGUUUUUGUAUUUAUUGAUAAAUUGUGUUGUAGUCCAAAUUAAUUAAUUAAGUCAUUAUAAAUGAAUAGCGUUAAAGGAUAUAUUCUGCGUCGCCUCGUCGGCGCUUCCCGUAUAAAUGUAAUUAAUCAUAAUUAUCUUAUAAUUGUAAAUUGACUAGUUUCACUGUUCAUCUCUCGCAUCUGUGUAAAGUCGUCGUAUUUACGGUAUUCAUUAAGAGGUCAAAGUUUACUCGGAGCUCGAUAAUCGUUAACCUAAACUAAAUAGCGGAACCGGAAGUCGUUUCCGGCCCGGUCGCUUCGGAAGCCGCGAGCGUCUCGAUAGAUGUAAUAUUUCUAUUAUCGAACUAAAUAAUUAUCUGAAUUUGACGAGAUCGCUCUGUUGUUGAAUUACAUUUGAUUCAUUCUGUUGUUCAAUUUUACAAAAGACAUACUGAAAUAAAUGUUUCUUCAUUUUUAGGUCAAUAAG
This is a messenger RNA of Pieris brassicae (large cabbage white), 1335 nucleotides long. RefSeq names its product calmodulin. Lineage: Eukaryota; Metazoa; Arthropoda; Insecta; Lepidoptera; Pieridae. Gene Ontology annotation, molecular function: enzyme regulator activity; calcium ion binding. The transcript is spliced from 4 exons. The coding region runs from base 93 to 554 and encodes 153 amino acids. The record is from RefSeq and is a predicted model, not a curated record.